CUCAUUUGGGCCCCCAAGAGGUAACCAUUUUGAUUUUUAUUCUUAGGAUUAAAUCCAUGUCCCCACAUUAAUAAUAUCAACCUCACUAAUGGGCCAGUAGGAACAUAAACUAUGUAUAGUUUGGUAAAUAAGUGUUGUUUGCUACAGAAAUCCGUAGAAGAUGCAUGCUUUUCCAUUUCUAGAAUCGAGUCUCCCUUGGUUAAAAUCAACAGAGUCCCCCGGCUUAUAUAUUAAGGUUGUAUUAUUCACAUAUUCACCCCAUCAUCAAUUUCUUUUUAUUUUCAAAUCCCUCACACUUUACUCGAGCCAUGGCGUUUGGUAUGAAUACAGCAAUUUUACUCUUUACGAUGGCGCUUUUUGGAGUCUCAAUGGGGGCCGUGCACCAGGUCGGAGACUUUGGUGGAUGGAACAUUGUUGCUCCAGUUGAUUACCAAAAGUGGGCUGCAACCAGGAACUUCCAUGUUGGCGACAUUGUUGUUUUCAAGUACAAGAAGCUGCUCCACAACGUGCUCCGUGUGACACACCAGAACUUCAAGUCAUGCAACGCAACAUUUCCGAUUGCAGUCUACUCCUCGGGUUCUGACACCAUCGAACUCACAAGGCCCGGCCACUUCUUCUUCAUCUGCGGUCUUCCUGGCCACUGUCUAAGCGGGCAAAAGCUUCACAUUGAGGUGGCUCACGGCCAGGAAUACCUUCAACCUUUUGCUUCCGGUGUUAAUCACUUACCACAGUCAGGCUCAGAGUUUGAUCAGGCGUUGGCACCCAGUCCAGAGAGCAUAGAACCGAUCCCAGGCCCAGCUCAGAGCAGUUCUCCAUCUCUCAAAUUGUUCAACGUCUGGGCCGCUCUGGCAGUCCUUGCAUGUGGAUUAGGUGUUACUGGCAUCGUUUACUAG
Molecule: messenger RNA, 893 nt
Organism: Theobroma umbraticum
Lineage: Eukaryota; Viridiplantae; Streptophyta; Magnoliopsida; Malvales; Malvaceae
Source: RefSeq, a predicted model, not a curated record